This is a messenger RNA of Fraxinus pennsylvanica, 2196 nucleotides long. NCBI's taxonomy places the organism in Eukaryota, Viridiplantae, Streptophyta, Magnoliopsida, Lamiales, Oleaceae. The record is from the annotation of a GenBank genome assembly.
AUGUCAAUGGCAGAGAAAAUUGAAGCUGAGAGAGGGAGAGCUGUUGAAGUAUCAAUUAGCCCUUCGAUUCCUUCGGGCGAAGGCACUGUGUGGGCAGAUGUUUCAAGUCUUCUCCGACUUGCCUGCAACGAUCUUCGAGAUGAUGAGCUCAUAAAUGGUGAAAAUUUUAAUCUUUUUGCAGCCAUGUCAGCCUUAGAGAUAAUGGACCCAAAGAUGGAUUCAGGUAUUGUUUCUACAUAUUAUUCGAUUGAUGAAGCCAUUGAGAAUGGCGCUGCUCCUGUUCCUUUGAGUUUUGAUAGAACACUUGAUGUGCAACGUAUUAUAGACAUCAUGGAUCAUCUACUAUCAUGUGAGGCAACAUGGCAUAAAGGAGGAUCACUAGCCCAAACUGUUUUCUCUUCCAUCUACCUUAUGCGGCCCGAGAGAACAUCAUCGCACGCACUACUACAUUCUUACUGCAGAGUUAUACGUGCAACUUGCAAUGCUGUUGUUUCAGCUGUCUCGGACGCGCGUACAAAUGAAGAAGAGGAUCUUUUCACUAUGACAUAUGGCCUACCAUUAAAGAGUGAAGGAGAUGAUAAAUGCUUAUCAAUGCUGCAUGCUGUGGAAGAAACAAUUUCUCGCCAAUUAAGAGCUUGUAAAGCCCCAACAUCUAAAAAAAGAGUUUUAGAAGAUAUAGAGCCACUACAAAAUAAUUUCGAUCUUGAAGAAGGAUUUUGCAAAGCUUUGUUGUGCCGCUUACGUUUUCGUAAGCACUUCUACCAUGUUCUAACAUGCAUGAGGCGGCCUCAAGGCAAAGGUUUGGAGUUGGCAAAGAAACAUAUCAUUUCCUGCUUAGCAGAGCUAGAUUCCAUACUUCAAUCAGGAGAAUUCCUGAGAUCCAACAAUGCACAUGGAACUUUAGAGGAGGGAAUAGAAGAUAAAACAACAGCCUCUGGUUGUCAACCAAUUGGUUUUGAUUCUACGUUAAACAGUAGGUCAGCAACCCCUACUCCACCUCGUGCAAUCAAACUAUUUAGCUGGAAAAAGGCAGUCGAUUAUUUCCAGAAGCUUCUUCAUGAUUUAGAAAUUCUAUGUUCCUAUUCUUUGGAUCCAGUGUUUGAAAAUGUUUUACGCUUUGUGGUCGAUUUUCAGAAGUUUCAACCCGAUAUGGUUGCUAGAGCCCUAGUCCAGCUUCUGCUGGUUCAAGAUGGGAGGCUCUAUGGACGUGAUCCAAUGUUUGCUGUUAUUUGCAAAGCUGCUUUACUGCCUGAUGAGGCAAAGAAUAAUGAUAUUCAAAAGAGUAUAACUGUUCCACAAUUAGAACAGUUAGCAAUCAAUUUGCUGAGAGUUCUCUGUACAAAUACUUCAUGGCAAAGGCGUAAACUGGGGAAGAUUUUACAAGACUGGCGUAUCAUUUAUGUUCAGCUAGAAUUGGCUUUCAGAAAGGAGCAUGGGGAUAUCUCACGGCCUUCAGUUGAUGAGAAUUUAUGCAUGAAGAUCUGCAAGCAUAUCCUCAUUUGGGUAGAAGAGAAGACUUAUUGGAUAGCUUCACGCUUCCUGACACUGGGCUUUGAGUUGGAUCUAUACUCUCCUAGUGAAUAUUGCAUGGCUUAUUGGUACAUGUAUGUUAUCCUGAUGAAACUUGCAGAGAAAACACAUAUCAAAAUGAUGAUGAGCAAUGAAACUAGUCGACGGAAAACAAAGAAGAAGAGAGAUUUUGUGAAGGACAUGGGAAAGGACCAUCAGAUCCCCCCUGCAGUCUUAUUGUUCCAAUGCUACAUCUAUGUUGUUGAAGGUCUUAUGCUGAUGCUCGCAGCCUUAAGAAAUGAACACAAGGUCUUUCUAUGCCUGGGUCCUUUCAACAGUGAGCAUGGGAGAUUUAUCCAGCACUUCGAGCUCUUACAGAAGGCUUGCCUUCCCGACCACGUCUCAUACUUUUCAUUCAGGGAAACCACAACUCAUGCUCGUUUCUCUACGUUAUCUGUGUAUAACUGCUUCAAGGAUGCCCAGAGGAUUGCAAAGGAGCUACGGGAUAGUUUUGCUAAUGAUCCCGACAGAAUAGCUGAGCUUCGGCGAAUAGAGCAGGUUGCAGAGCACAAUGGUAUUGCUCUAAAUCUUAUUUGCCGGUUAGGGACUCUCGACCCAUCACUUAAAGUUUCUUUCGAAUUCACGCACCAUCCUUACCUUGCUGUUGCUGUUGUGAAGAGAUCUUGA